AUCAAACCCUAAACCCCUUCGCUCUCUUGUCGCACCGCCGCCAUGUCGCCGCAGCCGCCACACCCGGUGUCCCGUGAGACGGUGGCCGGCGCCGUCGCCUCCUUGACCAAGUGGAUGAAGAAGCGCACCGCGGAGGCGCCCCCCAACCUUCUCGCCGACGAGCGCGACGACCUCGUCGUCCUCCAGCUCUCCCUCCGCCGCAUCCCCGCCUCGCCCACCACCAGGCCGCGCCUCCUCCCGCUCCCACACCCCGUCGUCGGGCACGAUGGCGCCUCCGUCUGCGUCAUCUCCGACGACCGCCCCAACUCGCGGUCUCCGCCCGCCUCCGACCUCCUCGAUGCGUCCAAGUCGCUCCACCGCCUCCCCGUCUCCGAGGUCAUCCCGCUCUCCACGCUCCGCACGGACUACCGCCCGUACGAGUCGCGCCGCCGCCUCGCCGCCUCCCACGACCUCUUCAUCGCCGACCGCGCCAUCCUCCCGCUGCUGCCGCGCGUCCUCGGGAAGGCGUUCUACUCAACCAAGAAGGCUCCUAUUGGAGUUGAUUUCACCCGCGUUGGGUGGCCGGAGCAGGUCCGCAAGGUGCUGGGCUCCGCUUUUCUGUACCUGCGGUCGGGGACCUGCUCGGGAAUCAAAGUUGGGAGGCUGGACAUGGAGGAAGAGGAGAUCGUGGAGAAUGUGAUGGCCGCGGUGGAGGCGGCUGUGGAAAAGGUGCCAAAGAAGUGGGCCAACGUUAGGGCGCUGCAUCUGAAGGCUGUGGAUUCAGUUGCCCUGCCAAUUUACCAGGUUGUGCCAGAGUUGGGUAUGAAGAUUGAGGUGCCUGAGGAAGUUGAAUCUGGGGUGAUCAUUGAUGCUGCGGAAUUGGAGACUAAGGGGAAGAAGACUGACAAGAAGAAGAAGGCAAUGAUGUACCCUAAUGCCAAUGAUGAUGAGGGAGUUGCCAGUGAGAGUGGCAAGAGGAAGAGGAAUAAGAAGGAGCAGAUUAAGGAUGUUGAGAUGCAGGAAGAAGUUCAGGCGGAGACAGAGAAAAAGAAGUGGAGGAAGAGUAUUGUGGUUUCUGUUGGUGAGGGCCAGAAGGUUGGCAAGAAGGGUAAAGACAAGGGCAAGCGUGAUUUGGAAAAUGAGGUGGAAGAACCCAGUAUGGACAAUAAGAAGAAGAGUAAGAAGAGGAAGAUUGAAGAGGGGAAGAAAAAGAAGAAGAACAUGAAGGGUGAUGGUGAAGUCUCAGCAGAUAAAAGCCAGGAAGAUAAGAAGAGCAGGGGGGAGAAAUCUGAUGGCAAGAUCAAGAAGACAAAGAGCAGGGUAAGAGUAUAAGGUUACAGUCGAUAUUAGUGCUGGAGAUGCCUGUUCUGAAUUGAGGCCAGCUGCAGAUUCAAAGAAUCGAUGAACUGGGUUAGUUGUAAUCAUCCUGAAGAAUCAUCUUUUGUCCAGGUUCCAUGCUGUAUGGGGAGCCUUACUUAACUUGAGAAGACCGCCUAUCAGUUUUACCACGGAAUGCUAUACAUUUGGUCCCACAGGGGUUUCUUCUGAAGUUUCAUCUUCAGGUUUUGCUAGCUUAGUAGCUCAAGCCUUUGGGUUAAUAAUAGUGUGGUGAAACUGUUUCUUGCUAAGACUAUGUACUCCUUUCGAAUCGUAACAAUUUUGUGUCCAUCUGAGGAUAUACUUGUGUUGCCCUGGCUUCUUUGAA
Panicum hallii is the source of this 1684-nucleotide messenger RNA. Its product is annotated as ribosomal L1 domain-containing protein 1-like. The transcript has a single exon. The record is from RefSeq and is a predicted model, not a curated record. Gene Ontology annotation, cellular component: 90S preribosome. Lineage: Eukaryota; Viridiplantae; Streptophyta; Magnoliopsida; Poales; Poaceae. The coding region runs from base 43 to 1311 and encodes 422 amino acids.